This is a messenger RNA of Bactrocera tryoni, 1615 nucleotides long. Its product is annotated as hairy/enhancer-of-split related with YRPW motif protein 1-like. The coding region runs from base 284 to 1225 and encodes 313 amino acids. The transcript has 2 exons. Gene Ontology annotation, molecular function: RNA polymerase II cis-regulatory region sequence-specific DNA binding; protein dimerization activity; DNA-binding transcription factor activity, RNA polymerase II-specific. Gene Ontology annotation, cellular component: nucleus. Lineage: Eukaryota; Metazoa; Arthropoda; Insecta; Diptera; Tephritidae. The record is from RefSeq and is a predicted model, not a curated record. Gene Ontology annotation, biological process: anterior/posterior pattern specification; regulation of neurogenesis; regulation of transcription by RNA polymerase II.
UAAAAAGUCAACUUAUCGUGCGCUCACGAUCAUUUUUGCUAUCAACGCGCACUGGUUAAGUUCGUAGAAAGGACGGUGAAAAGUUAAGAAAGCGGGUAAAAAGGUUAAAGUAGGUAAAAAGUUAAAAGUAAAAAAAGUGAUAUUUUAAAAGUACAACGCAUUAAAAAAAAAAAUAUACAUAAAUUGAUGAAUGCGGAUCAGUGUUUGACAAGUGAAUAUUGAAAAAUAUAAUAUCAAUAAAAAACAGUGUUUUUUAAUAUCGUGUUCCAAAGUGAUUCCAUGCAUGAGUUAUCACACGAAAAUGGCGCCAAAUCAUCAUCCGCAUCAUUUUAUGUUGCACGGCUUACCGCUGGAGCCAGUCUCACGCACAUACCAAUAUCGCAAAAUCAUGAAACCGAUGCUGGAGCGUAAGCGGCGUGCACGCAUCAAUAAAUGUUUGGAUGAAUUGAAGGAUUUAAUGACCAGCACUUUGCAAGCGGAUGGCGAAAAUCUCUCCAAACUAGAGAAAGCUGACAUUUUGGAGCUCACAGUGCGACAUCUACAUCGGUUACGCGAGACAAACGGACUCUUUGUACGCCAUAGCGACACAUUGAAUAUGGAGAAAUUCUGGGCCGGCUUUCAGCACUGCGCCGUGGAAGUCUCACAUUUCCUGCAAAAAUACGAUCAACAAAACAAGCAUGCAAAUGGCGAUUUAAUUAAAUAUAUUGCGAGUUAUGUGCCAAAUAUGGCAGCGGCAGUAGCUGCCGCCGCGGCCACGGCCAAUGCAACAACCACUUCGGCAACCGCACACAUGCCGCAGCCAGUUGCGGGUAUACCAACCGUCGGCUGCCGCCUGACCAAUAACCUAAAUGAGCAUUACCAAAAAUUCGGCACAGCGCUGCGCCAGCAUCCAGCGGAAGCUGCCACGGCAUUAAGCAAAAUAGCAGCGACCACAGCAGUGGCACCACAGUCACUACUAGAAGCGACGGCUGCACACAACCGGCACCAACAAAUGCAAAUAUCCGCUUCGGCGGUUUCCAACUUUGAACGGAUUUGGGAGGCGGCAGCGCGUGCGUCAGCCAACGGCAAGCAGCGAAUGCAUCCCUACACCCGCAGGGCAUUGCAUAAUCACAGCAAUAAUGUUGGUGGCGCUGCUGCCAUGACAGACGAGGAGAGUGAUGAGGGCGGCGAUUGUGGCGAUGUAGAUUUUCCAGCGAGCGACGGCCUUGUUUGGCGACCUUGGUGAUGCUUGUGAAUGUGCGAUGUGUGCGCAACAACAAUUUGCUUUCGGUCUCGGUCGCAGCAUGUUGUAAGCGGUUAAUUUUACCUUUUACCAUUUAAUCAGCGCAUGCUUAAUGGCAUGUAAUGCCCCCAAAGUCUGUAUAUAUGUAUAUGAGGUCGUGGAUGAGCGCGAGUAUUUCAAAGGACCACAGCAGCGAAGUUCUAUAUUUGUAUAUUCAAAUUUGUUGUGUAACAACUGCAUGGUUAAAGCUUUAUUUAUUUAUAUGUGGUAUGCUGCAUACACACACACACAUAGGAGUGCGUGCGAAUAAUUCCAGUUAAUAUAUAUUAUUAAUAAUGAUAAUGUUUAGCAGCUGUAUACAAACACAAAUACAAAUCUAAUAAAUGCAUACAC